Molecule: messenger RNA, 753 nt
Organism: Haemonchus placei
Lineage: Eukaryota; Metazoa; Nematoda; Chromadorea; Rhabditida; Trichostrongylidae
Source: the annotation of a GenBank genome assembly
AUGGAAAUCCAAUUUCAGGGUCUAUACUAUUCAUACUACAAAACGAUUAUCGAAGCACCAUCAUUUCUGGAUGGUUUACGUCAAAUAACCCACGACAAUGUGACUGAAUAUGGGCAUACUAUCAACACAUUGAAACGGUUCAAUCUCUAUCCGGAGGUGAUACUCUCUUAUGCCUACAGAAUAUUCAAACGAACAGCAAAUGCAUUGAAUUGGAAAAUGGAACGAUGUUGGACCGUCAACCGAGGAGACCUCAGUCCUGUGGAGAGUUGUGAAGGUAUCGGAAAUCCUCACUACUUUUACAUCGAUUUGGUAUUCGCGCUUGCCGGUACUACGGCUGGAUGGUUGUUCUUCUUAGGUACCCUCGUCAGCGAUACAGUAUUCGGUGGUGCUAUUGCGGUAUUGGCGUUUGCCUUUAAUCACGGUGAAGCUACGAGAGUGCAAUGGACACCGCCACUUCGUGAAUCGUUCGCUUUCCCAACGAUUAUAGCUCAAACUGUCGUCGUCACGUAUAUUUUGAAAAAUCAUCGCUCAGGGCUUCUAUAUGGCCUGCCAAUGGUGGUUUUCGGUUGUUUGUCGAUGCUUUUCUGGCAGUUUUCUCAAUUUGCCUUCUUCACUCAAGUCGGUUCCUUAUUCGUGGUCUAUACGUUUGACUUUAUUCCUCGCCCAACCAUGGAGACAUUGCUCAAAGGACACCUGGUUGGUGAAAUUUCUUCCUCUGUAGUUGCCUAUUUGAUUGCCUAUUGUUUAUUUUAA